AUGGGGAACAAUUCAUCAAAGCCUAAAGACUUGAAGGGGUCUCCAUUGUCGCGUACAGACACGGGAAACUCGGCAAAGUCUUCAAGAUCUAUCAGGUCAAGGAUAUCAAUGCUGAAGGAUGACAGUUCAACGAAUGGUUCACCAAAGACGGGAUCGAAGUCAACUUCACGCAAGAAUUCAUCGACUAGUUUGAACAACAUGAACAGCAGCAGUCAUAGUAUGAACAUACCGAACAACGGGAACAAUAAUGCUCAUUCAAAUAAUAACUCCAAUUCCAACUUAUCGAAUUCGUUUUCAAACUUGAGCUUACAAAAAAACCCAUCAAAUCAGCAUGCUAACAAUAAUUUUAAUUUACCACCUUCGAUGAUUCAAGUGGAACCGAAAGAACCCAUUUUAAUUAGGCGAAAUACAGGUACAGAUGGAGAGGAUACACCACUAAGUCCCAAAAAUCAUUCAUUUAAUUCGAAUUCACCUUAUUUAUCAUCAUCUUUUGAUAACAGCAAUCCUUCGAACAACAUAAGUAGGACUUCAACAAACCAUUCACAUCAUUCCGGAAGUAUUAGUAAUUAUCCAUUAUCACCGCAACUAACGUCAUCUAGUGCAAAUGGAAGUACCAAAGACUUACAAGAGGAUACAAAUAAGGGUCUGGAAAGCCAACUGUCGAUUGAUAAUAUCAACAAGGAGGUACCGAUUAAUAAUAUACUGCAUAGCUCAACUGCUGAUUCUAAUGAAAGCAAUGAUAACAGCUCUAUUGAUAUUGAGAAUUUGAUUCAGAGAUUAUUGGAUGCUGGUUACAGUGGUAAGAAAACAAAAAGCGUUUGUCUUAAGAACCAUGAAAUUCAGUUGAUCUGUGCUAAAGCAAGGAACAUUUUCUUGCUGCAGCCAUCAUUGUUAGAAUUAAGCCCUCCUGUUAAAGUGGUUGGGGAUGUGCAUGGUCAAUAUGGCGAUUUAAUUCGAAUUUUCACUAAGUGUGGGUUUCCUCCUCAAACAAAUUAUUUAUUUUUAGGUGAUUAUGUCGACCGAGGAAAGCAGUCCUUAGAAACAAUCUUACUUUUACUAUGUUAUAAAAUUAAAUAUCCUGAAAAUUUUUUUCUUUUAAGAGGAAAUCACGAAUGUGCUAACGUUACUAGAGUUUAUGGGUUUUAUGAUGAAUGUAAGCGUCGUUGCAAUAUCAAGACGUGGAAGCUAUUCAUAGACACUUUUAAUACUUUACCUAUAGCUGCUAUUGUAGCAGGAAAAAUAUUUUGUGUGCAUGGUGGACUAUCUCCAGUACUUAACUCGAUGGAAGAAAUUAGAAACAUUGCAAGACCAACGGAUGUGCCAGACUUUGGUCUAUUGAAUGAUUUACUUUGGUCAGAUCCGGCCGAUACCAUGAAUGAAUGGGAAGAUAAUGAAAGAGGUGUGUCUUAUGUAUUCUCCAGAGUCGCUAUUAAUAAAUUUCUACAGAAAUUCGGGUUUGACUUGGUCUGUAGAGCCCAUAUGGUUGUUGAAGAUGGUUAUGAAUUUUUCAAUGAUAGAACAUUGGUGACGGUUUUUUCUGCGCCGAAUUAUUGUGGUGAAUUUGAUAACUGGGGUGCAGUUAUGAGUGUGAGUGAUGAGUUACUUUGUCUGUUUGAAUUAUUAGAUCCGUUGGAUAGCAUUGCGUUGAAGCAAGUGAUGAAAAAGGGUAAAGAAGAACGGAAAAAUGCGCAGUUACAGCAACUGCAAGAUUAA
Molecule: messenger RNA, 1713 nt
Organism: Debaryomyces fabryi
Lineage: Eukaryota; Fungi; Ascomycota; Pichiomycetes; Serinales; Debaryomycetaceae
Gene: PPZ1
Product: salt homeostasis regulator
Exons: 1
Coding region: 1-1713 (570 amino acids)
Cellular component (GO): cytoplasm; nucleus
Molecular function (GO): protein serine/threonine phosphatase activity
Source: RefSeq, a predicted model, not a curated record